Molecule: messenger RNA, 1446 nt
Organism: Micromonas commoda
Lineage: Eukaryota; Viridiplantae; Chlorophyta; Mamiellophyceae; Mamiellales; Mamiellaceae
Exons: 2
Coding region: 191-1378 (395 amino acids)
Biological process (GO): protein ubiquitination
Molecular function (GO): ubiquitin-protein transferase activity; protein binding
Source: RefSeq, a predicted model, not a curated record
ACGAAAGCUCGCUUGCUCGAUGUUACCCGCCAAGCGGCAGAGGACGUCCACCUCGUCGCCGCUGGCACCGGGAAACGCGACCUCGGAUGCGCGGCCCCUGCAACCCGCGCGUGCAGAUCGCGACUCUUCAGCUCCCGACGCAGAUCUGGUCGUGGAGCCCGAAGAGCUCUUGUGCUCCAUCACGCGGACCAUGUUCCGCGACCCGGUUGUGGUGGUCGAAUCGGGGCAUACGUACGAGAGGAGCGCCGUCCUGUCGCACUUCCGGUGCAACGGGGCCAAGGACCCGCUCACGGGUCGCAACCUGAGCAGCACGAAGGUGAUGACGAACUGGGUGGUGAGACAGAUUGUUCGGGGUUGGCUGGACAGGCACCCGGGCGUGACGCCCGACGGGUGGGACAGUCGCGAGCUUCUGGAGCCGUCGGAAGAUGACGGGACGCGACUAUUCGAUGGCGAGAGUGACGUCGGAGUGCUCCGGAUAUGGCGUGCGAUGUGCCCUGCACUGCAGGAGAGGUGGCCGGAGGACGAGCAACCGGAGGAUUGGGAAGGGGUGACGAUGGAAAACGGCCGGGUGGUGAAGCUCGAGUUGGAAAGGUUUGGCCUGACCGGAGCAGUGCCCGCUGAGGUUGGGCGCCUGAGCGCGCUAAAGACAUUAGAACUCUGGCAAAAUCGGCUGACGAGCGUGCCGGCGGAGAUCGGGCAGCUCACCUCGUUGGAGAGGUUGCGCCUCCACAACAAUCAUCUGACGAGCGUGCCGGCGGAGAUCGGGCAGCUCACGUCGCUGAAGGUGUUGGGCCUCGGCGGCAAUCAGCUGACGAGCCUGCCGGCGGAGAUCGGGCGGCUCACGUCGCUGCAGGAGUUGUGGCUCAACGGCAACCAGCUGACGAGCCUGCUGGCGGAGAUCGGACAGCUCACGGCGCUGGAGAAGUUGCACCUCAGCCGCAAUCAGCUGACGAGGGUGCCGGUGGAGAUCGGGCAGCUCACGGCGCUGAGGGAGUUGUACCUCCAACACAAUCAGCUGACGAGCGUGCCGGCUGAGGUCGGGCAGCACAGGUCGCUGAAGGUGUUGAGCCUCUACAACAAUCAGCUGACGAGCGUGCCGGCGGAGAUCGGACAGCUCGGGUGGUUGAAGGUGUUGUACCUCCACAACAAUCAGCUGACGAGCGUGCCGGCGGAGAUCGGGCAGCUCACGUCGCUGCAGGAGUUGUUCCUCUACAACAACCAGCUGACGAGGGUGCCGGCGGAGAUCGGACAGCUCAGGUCGCUGGAGAGGUUGGACCUCAACCGCAAUCAGCUGACGAGGCUGCCGGCUGCGUUAUGCAAGCUCAGAGCGACAUGUUGCAUUGUGCGUCUUGAUAACAGAGUUACGGUGGACGAGUGAUUGCUGCCCUUCUCAGGGUAGGCGCGGCGUGCGAUAGGAGAUUGUAAGUACCUUCGAAGGUAACACUU